AUGGCCGUUUUGUCUUUCAAGCAUGGCCUGCACCAGGAAAGUAAGUUGAGACAAUCACUUACCAAGUGCUCGGCCACAACAUUAACAGACUUGCAUGCCAGGAUUGAGCAAUACGCUCGCCUCGAAGAUGAUCAGAUCCCCAUUGAGGUAGUGUUAGCAGAACAAACAGCUCAGCAUAAGAAGAGAACAGAUCGAGGAGAACACAGAGGGAUCGCAGUGAAUAAAGUGGAUAAGUCCAAAUCCCAUGAAGCCGUCGUGACUGUGUUCAAAGAGCCAAUUUAUCGAAUCCUGGAAAAGAUCAAUAGAGAGCCCUUCUUUGUUUGGCCGCCGAAAAUGUUGGGAGAUCCGGCUCGGCGCAAUCAGAAGCUCAGAUGCACUUACCAUCAAGACAGGGGGCACAUGACUCAGAACUGCAGAGCACUGAAACAACACUUGGAAGACUUAGUAGCAGCUGGGCACCUUCGGGAUUACAUUGAUCAGGAUAAGGAAGUGACCGAACCGGGGAGCCCACCACUAGAACCAACUAUUGAGCAUCCACCUCAGCUGAUAAUAAAUGUGAUCCACAGGACAGCGACUCAGGAACCUGAGGAGACACUGAGAGAAGAGAUUGCUAAGGCUGUGCAAAUCCAACAAGUCAUGUCAGUGGAGCCCGCAUCGAAAAAGGUACGUGCGGUAUCCAAAUCCCCCUUGUGCACUAUUUCAUUUACUAGAAAAGAUUUAGAGGGCAUACAGCACCCACAUACUGAUGCACUGAUUAUAACUGUGGGAAUUGGGAAACGAUUUGAUGUAAAACGAGUCCUGAUAGAUCAAGGCAGUGCAGCAAAUAUAUUGUAUUAUGAUUUGUUCAGAAAGCUUGGUCUCUCCGAGCAGCACCUCACCCCAGUGGCAGCCCCGUUGGUUGGUUUCAAUUCAUAG
Molecule: messenger RNA, 915 nt
Organism: Camellia sinensis
Lineage: Eukaryota; Viridiplantae; Streptophyta; Magnoliopsida; Ericales; Theaceae
Source: RefSeq, a predicted model, not a curated record